AUGUGUUUUCCUCAGUUCCUACUCUGUGCUUCUGAAAGCUACAAUGACAAUGAGGAGAGCACAAUUCUGAAGGCAUCAGAAGCCUACAUGCUAGUACAGCAUUUGGAUGUUCUUCUGAGAGAAUAUGAGGCUUGUGAAGACACUUUUCAAUAUACACUUAAUGUGCUGGACAAUGCCAAGGGAGAAUUCACGCCAAAAGGCAUUAUCCAGUUUCUGAUUCCCUCUGCUAGUCUUCCUAUGUAUAACAAACAUAAGCAAUCAAAUGGAGAAGAGUUUAUGAAGGAGAACACUGAAUUCUUGCAGAGUGCCAAGUCCUGCCAAGGUCCUUCAAUUUUCAGUGUGUUUCAUGCGCAGCCAUGCAUCCACAUACACCAAUACCACCGUCUCGGCGAGCGGGAAGUGGAGAGGAGCGCAUUGCGCGUGCGCAGAGUUGGAGACCCGCCGGGGCUCUCGGUUUCCCGCCGCGCUCGCGCUGAUUGGCUGCCGGCGGUGUCGCGGGAGGCGGGAGCUGCGGGCCGUUGGGCCCUGAGGCGGUGUGCGGCCGGGCCGUGCCGUUCCGUGCCUUUCUUUUCUUUUUUUUCUCCUCGUCGGUUCUCUCCAGCCGUCUUGUGCCCGGUUCCAGAAAUUGAUUAUUCUUUGUUUCUGAAGAUGAAGAGGAAAGCGUCAAAAGUUGGGAAACUGAGGCUUAGUCCUAAUGAAGAAACCAUGCUUCUGAAAGAAGAAUAUGAAAGAAGAAGAAAGCUGAGGCUGCAGCAAGUCAGAGAGCAACAGAAGUAUAUAUCCUUGCAGAUAAGACAGAAAGUAAAGCAGAGGAGGGAAGAGAAGCUGCAUCAGUUAGAGGAGGCACUGAGAGCUGAAUGGCAGAAAGCACAAGAGGAGAAGAUGAAGGCUUUAGAAAAACUGUUUUUAUCGAGCUUAAGAGCUGUUGGUGAGGGUCACCGACAAGCCAAGGAGAAUGAACCUGAUUUAGAAGCCCUGGCAAAGCAAGCAGAGGAGAGGAAGCAAAAAGCAGAGAAGAGACAUAAGAAAGCACUGAAAGAGCAAAAGUUGCAGAAAGAGAAAUUACUUCGUGAACAAGCCCGACGAAUAGAUGCACGUAAGCACGCUCUGGAUGUGGAAAGAGAAAGAGCAGCCAGAGUUGCAAGCCUGCCACCUCCUCCUCCACAUCCUCUUGAGAAUCUGGAAGUGAAGAAGAUUGCUGCAAUGAAGGCCCAUGGUGCUGGCAAAUUUUCUGUUACACGUUACCAUAUUUCAGAACCUUACGCAGACAGAGAAAUGGAUGCAGAACAGCCAGAUGCUCGGUUGGCGGCCGAAGAGGAGGUGAAGCAUUUGAAGCAGCUACACGAAGAGGCAGAGAGGGAGAGAAGAGAGCAGCUUGAGAAGGCGCAUCUCAGAGGAAGUCAUGCCUUGAAGAAGGUCCAUUUGGCUCAGGAUAGGGAAAGGCUAUUGAAGGAACUGGAACAAAUGCAGAGAAUGGAUCGAAUGCGCAGAAGACAGAUGGUAGCACAGAUGCCACCUCAACUUUUUGUACCUGGAUACAAACGCAUGGAAAUGAAAGAAGAGUGGCAGAGAGAAUUGGAGUUUGCCUUUGAAGAUAUGUACAGUGAGGACAGGAAAAUGAAAGGAGACUUGAUUUUGCAGUUUGAACCACAGCCUUUGCCAUCCCCUUCUGAUAGAUCUCAAGAUAAUGAUCUUGAUCUCUCUUUGGAGCAAGAAUGUGUUUGUGACACUCAACAAGAAUCAGGACAGAUGGUGGAGGAGGAGGUCCCUGCUGAAUCAGAAAGUCAUAAAGAGGUAAAACCUCAUCAACCUCAAUCAAAACUUGCCUUGAAGAAAUUGCUGAACAAGAUUAGAAACCAAAAAGAGGAGUGGAUAUCAAAAAGUGGGAAAGAGUUUCCAAGCAAGAUUGAGACUAUUGAAUCAGGCACUAUUGCUGACAAGGAGAGACAUCAGGUUGAUUUAGAUCUGAAUGAUGAGCAAUGCAAAAAUUCUGUAUGUGAAGCCAAAGAGUCCGAGGAGAUGUUGGAACAUAGAGUUGUGCUUGAAAAUUCAGUUCUAAUCCAUCCUCAAGAACAAGCAGCUAAAAUUAGAAUGGAAAAUGAGAGACAGCAGUGGCUUGAGCAAAUAGAGCAACAGAAACAGGAACAGCUGGCCUUGCUGAAACAAAUUGAAGAAGAGAGGGCACAUCUGGAAAUCCAAAUGCAAACCUGUUUGGAAGAAGCUAAGAACAAAAAGGAGGAGGAAGAGAGAAGUCAGCCAGUACAAAGCUGCAGUGUUCCUUCUACAGAUCAACAGAAUAAAGCAGAACAUGAGUCUGGAAGUACUGCUGUGCCAGAAGCCAGAAGUCCUGGAGAAGACAGGCACUUACAGGUGAUUCGUAAUUAUCAACAGCGUCUUCUAGAACAAAAUAGGCUGCACAAACAGACGAUCAAUGAAGCUAGAAUGUGUCUACAAGAAUAUCAGAAUAAAUUGAAGCAAAGAUACUUGACUGAUCCUGUGAAAAUUUUAAGCUCUGUGGAAACAACAUCAGUUAAUUUAAAGCUUAUCUCAGAACCAGUUGAACGGACACAGAGAACACAGUCUAUGCAGACCCAAUCACCUGCAGAAAACCACACACUGUCACUACCUCUUCCCUACAACAUGUGCAAUGUUCCUGAAAAUGGAUCUUCACAGAAACAUGGAGAGAGAAUGCACAGUGUUUAUCCUGAUAGGCACCUACAUUCUCUAGAACCAUCAAAUUUGAAGUUCGGAGAGAUCUGUUUGCCACGGAGCUGUUCUUUGCAGGAACAAGUAGGAAUGUUGGACACCUCCAACAGUGAGGUCAGAGAACCAUCUGUGUUCCAGUUACCAUCAGCAUUGGUCACACAAGAUGUUUCUCCAGCCAGAAUGCAACUGGAAGCACGUGUACAACAGGUUAGAUUUGCCUUACCUGCAGAACAUUCCUCUGAGUCUUCAGAAACAGAGCACUUGAAGGAAUCAGACCUCAGAUGGUCUAACCAUCAAAUGGAAACACAAGCUGAAGAAGAGCCUCCGCCUAUGACACCCCUUAUGGCAGCAACAAAAGGAUGUCCUAUAAUGCAGGCAGCCACAGUUGAUUCUUUGGCUUGUCAGCAGGGGUCUGCAGAGAGCCCCACCAGAACAAGCCUUGAACCCAGCUCUCUUUCUGGACCUGUGUCUUUAUCUCAUGAAGAAGGUGUCGAGGAAUCCUUAGUAUCAGAAGGUGGAGAUGCAUCUUUGUUGAAUUAUUCCUGUAUAGUGAAUUUAAGGGACAGAGCGUUGGCCUCAUCAGAAAGCAUCCAAGCUCAGCAGCAGUAUUUGAAAGAAUUGCAAGAACAGCUAGAUGCACAUAGAGAAGCCCUUCUUUCUAGACAGAAAAUACAAGAACAACUACUUAUACAGAAACAGGAUAAACUGAGGGAACAGAUGCAGAAACAACAAGAGGCUUUGGAAGAAUUUCUGAAGAAGCAGGUAAGACACAGCAAUAUAAAUGGAGUAAUGACAGAGUCACAAAGGCCUGACUGGAUUAGUAAGAGGAGUGACUUUUUCCAGGACUCAGAAAACUACCAGGAAGAGAACUGUGACAUGAGUAAAUUUUACAGAGAUGAAAUGAUUUCACAGUACAUCAGUCUAGCUGGGCAAAUUGAACAGCCUGAAAAAGUUCUGCAUAGAGAACAGAAAUGGAGGUUUUCCAGACCUCCUGUGACAAAAGUGAAGUUGGGGCUUGGUUUGGAGCAGCAUGAACUUAGUGCUAUUCCAGAAGUAGACACACCAAGGAGUUGCAAUGUUUCUUUUGCAGCUAAAACAGGUUCUGCUGGUGGAGAACCUUCUCCAAUUUCAACUGUUGGGGAGUUUGUGCAUAGGAAAUGUUAUGGUGAUGCUCUUCAUGAAGAAGGCAGGUCACCUGGGAGCAUAACAAGCUAUGAGCAGCAAAUCUCUGUUGAAAGCCCAAGGCAAAGCAAACAGCCUGGAUUAUUACAGGAGCUGCUGCUGAUGUCUACUGAAAAUUCAUAUGAUUCAGCUCAGUUCCAAGAUCCUGUUGUGGCUCGAGAUGUGGCAGUUCUUGCUGCUGCAGUUGGAGGGGGCACACUGCAUUCUGGCCCAUCGUUCGGAGGCACUCAUGCGGAAGUACUUUCUAAGGUAGAGCCCAUGGAUGUAGGUUCAGAGGCUUCCAUGCAAGCAAUACCCUGUGAUUUAUCUUCAACUAUUUCCACUGGAAGCUUUUUGACUACUGAAACACUGGAUGUCAGCCCUGUUGACACUGGUAAGUGUUUCAUUGUUCUCAUAAAUGGAAAACUUUAUCACCUGCAAACAUUUGAGGUGGAUUUGGAAAUCUUGCACCUGGCUUGUGGCAACCCCCACUAUCAGUGCAAGCUGGGAGACAAAAGGACAGGGCACAGCCCUGCUGGGAAGGACUUUGGAGCACUGGUGGAUGGGAAGCUGGACACGAGCCAGCAGUUGUAUCAGUGUGUAUGUUUUGUACUGGGAAACCCAGAACAGGACAAUGCUUCUAAUGCAAUCUCUCAGGUGCUUAACAGAGAGCUUCUUGACCUCAGCACUUUCUUGCAGCAGUUGUACUUGCACUGUGUCAGUGUGAAGGAGUUGAGUGCUGUGAAGAUGUGUUUUUGCAAGCUAGCAUUUGUUUACCUGUGGAAAUCUAUAUCCUCUCCUUUUUCCAUCCACAAGCAAGGUAGGAGAUGUCAGUUUCCAUUUUUUAAAAAUGAUCUCUUUUCUUUUCUUACAGCUCUAGCAGCUGAGUUUGAUUUUCCUGAAACUGAGAGGCAUUUUCCUAACUUCUGCCAUGGGCUAUUUCAGCCUUUGGAACCAAGUCCUGCCUUCAGUGUUUCAUCACCAAUUUCUCACUACAAGAUUCAACAGGGCAACAAAGAAUUGAAGAAGAUUUCAACAUUUGCAACAGAAAGUGAAGAUCAGUCUACGUUUCUAGAAGUGAGAACCUCCAAUUUGAAUAUACAAAGAGGCAGUCUGAUGGGCAGUCUUGAAACAAGCAAGCCAAACAACGUUACAUCAGAAGAGUGUUUCAAAGAGAACGUUGCUCUGGGUUUGCAAGAAUCUUUUCACCCGCUGCAAUUGGAACCUGCUCUGAGCAAUCGCUGUCAGAAUGCUGCUUGGCCAGCAGGCAUUAAUGUGGUGUCAGAGAGCUCCUUGGAACUAAAUCCUGGGAUUAAAAAUGGGUGCAGUGAGAACGGCGUUUCAUCUGACAGACAAUAUGAAGAACUGGUGAGGAGUAUGGAAUGUGUUGGUCUGCAGUGUUCAGUGGAGGAUAUGCGAAACCAAAGUCUGAAUUCGCUGGAAGAACAAAAAUCAUUUUAUCAGCUCAGUACCACACCAGUGACAGUGGAUGAACCUUUCCCUCAACACACAUUGAAAGAGGGCAUAGCAUUCAAAAAAGAGAUUCUGUCUUCUGAAAAAUUACCUGUCAAGGUACUUGAUAGGAAGUACGUGAAGCUCCCUGAAAAAUUAUUUCAUGUACCUGAAGCAGAUAAAGCUGUGGAGGUGGAUUUGCAUUGCAGUACAAAUGCAAAGGAGCCAGGUGAAAGUUUUCUUGAAAUACAAAAGUCUUCAAGGAUUCCUGAAGACAUCAGUUUGGAAGCCCCAGACGUUAAUUUACAGGCAGUAGUAAAACAGAAUGCUUUCUGCUUGGGAAGGCAUGAAAAACACUCUAACUCUGUGGCUGGAGGCUCAUCUCGUAUUCCAAUCUGGGAAACUGAGUCAGGGCGUGGUAUUAUGGAAGAACCUGAACUCACUCUUGUGAGCUCAAAUGACAUCAGUAUUGCAGAAUCAGACACUGAACAUAUGAACCAAGAGGGAAGUAGUGAGGAUAAAACAAAUAACCCGGCAUGUGCAGACAGGUCUGCCGUCAGUGUUCUGACUGAGAAAAGAGAAUUUUUACCACUGGUUCCAGAUGCAGAUUGUUCAGUGCUCGCAAGGCCUGACGGCUCUUCCAAAGCCCACAGUGCUAACGAGGGUCAGUGUCCAUCACAUCAGACUGCAGUGAUGCUGCUGGAGUCUGCUUCUGCACCAGGGAGUUUGCAAGAAUUGUUCUUAAAAAGAAAGAAGGACUUCAUCCAGAAAUCCCUGAGAAGAGUUGAAGAAAUAAAACAAAGAGAGAGAAAAAAUGAAAAGCCAGAAGGCAGACAGUUUCAAAGGAAAAAGUGUGAGGCAUUAAGCAGUCAAAAGGAACGUCGCCUUACCCCUGGGAAAAAAGGUGCAGUUGUCAAUCAGCUGAAGAAAGUAGGAGAAGUGAAAGUAUCUUCUCCAGAAGACAGGAAGGCUGGAGAAGCUGAAAUGUAUCAGCGCACCUCAAGACUUUAUAAUCAACUUUCAGAAGUAAAGAUCAGAAAAGAAGAAAGAACGAGGCAGGAAACUUAUGCUAAAAACAGAGAAAAGGCUAAGGAGUUUCAAAAGAAAAUGCUGGAAAAACUACGAGCUAAGAAGCCAGGGAAAACACCCAGACUAGGAGAAGCCUCUAACCAAGAAACAUUGCUGUGCUGAUACAACUCAGAGUAUUUAACAGUAAGAACUGCAUUAAACUAAUUCAGGUGAUGAGUGACAGAUGCUUUCUACAGUGCCAUCUACUUUUAAUAUGUGGCAACCAGCACUGAGUAGAAUGACACCACAGGAAAGCUUUGUGCCUUAAUGUUUGAAAGAGUUUAUACUACUUGUAAUAUAAAUAUCAAAUAAAGUGUUUUUAAAAAA
Messenger RNA from Phasianus colchicus (ring-necked pheasant), 6714 nucleotides. Lineage: Eukaryota; Metazoa; Chordata; Aves; Galliformes; Phasianidae. The record is from RefSeq and is a predicted model, not a curated record.